Molecule: messenger RNA, 1168 nt
Organism: Vigna radiata var. radiata (mung bean)
Lineage: Eukaryota; Viridiplantae; Streptophyta; Magnoliopsida; Fabales; Fabaceae
Product: pyrimidine-specific ribonucleoside hydrolase RihA
Exons: 7
Coding region: 173-1168 (331 amino acids)
Molecular function (GO): hydrolase activity, hydrolyzing N-glycosyl compounds
Source: RefSeq, a predicted model, not a curated record
CUUCAUCAGUUUGAAAUUUCAAUGGCUACUUUUUGGCGUGUGCAGUCAAAGUUGAAGUACCAACAAACACGUGGAAGUAGUCUCUAUCAAAUCAGCUCUCAUUUAAACGCCAUUCCUGAGAUACUCUGCUUCUUCAAAUUCAAGAAUUGCAGGUAUAGUGUUUGUUUGAAGGAUGGUGAGAAUGUGGUUAGCAGUAGCACUGUUACUGAUUGCAGGAAGCUUUGUGGAGGGAAAACCUCGUCGGAUUCUGGUGGAUACAGAUGUAGACACCGAUGAUUUAUUUGCUCUUCUCUACCUUUUGAAACUCAACACAUCACAGUUUAAAUUGGAGGGCAUCACCAUCAGCGCAAAUGCUUGGACCAAUGCUGGACAUGCUGUUAAUCAAAUUUACGAUCUGCUUUACAUGAUGGGACGAGAUGACGUUGCAGUUGGAGUUGGGGGUGAGGGCGGAAUACUCUCAGAUGGUACCAUACUCCCCAACGUUGGUGGAUAUCUUCCAAUCAUAGAACAGGGAAUGACAACGGUGGGAGAUUGCAGGUACAGGCGCGCCAUUCCUGUUGGUCUUGGAGGGCGUUUGGACAUUGAUGCCAAUUAUGGUAUCAGGAAAGCUUUCCUACCACAGGGAAGAAGGAAAUACAGUCCAAUGCAACAAGCAAGCGCACAGGAAGUGUUGAUUGAAAAAAUAUCUUCUGGUCCCAUAACAGUGCUUGUGAUCGGAGUACACACGAACNUUGGAAUCUUCCUAAUGAAUAACCCANAGCUGAAANAGAACGUGGAGCGUAUCUAUAUAAUGGGUGGCGGCGUAAGGUCAAGCAAUCCAACAGGUUGUUGCCCUAAGAAUGCUUCGUCUUCCUGCGUGCCUCGCCAGUGUGGUUAUCGGGGGAACAUGUUCACAGAUAACCCUUUUGCAGAAUUCAAUAUAUUUGGAGAUCCUUUUGCAGCAUACCAGGUGAUUCAUUCUGGAAUUCCUGUUACUCUUGUUCCUCUGGAUGCAACAAACACAAUCCCUAUCACUAAGGAAUUCUUUGACGAAUUUGAAAAGAGCCAAGACACAUACGAGGCUCAGUACUGUUUCAAAUCCUUGAAAAUGGCUCGUGAUACUUGGUUUGACGACCAAUUCUAUUCGAGUUAUUUCAUGUGGGACUCUUUUGCAGCUGCAAUCUUAUAG